Aspergillus tanneri is the source of this 252-nucleotide messenger RNA. RefSeq lists its product as uncharacterized. NCBI's taxonomy places the organism in Eukaryota, Fungi, Ascomycota, Eurotiomycetes, Eurotiales, Aspergillaceae. The record is from RefSeq and is a predicted model, not a curated record. Bases 1 to 252 code for a protein of 83 amino acids. The transcript has 2 exons.
AUGGACAUGGAGGACAUCCAGCACGCUGUCCAGGAGCUGGAGAACGCGUGGAAAGAGGUGCAGUGGUCUGAGUAUUUGGAAGGAAUCGCACCAAAGGAUCUGGCCGACAGCGUGGCGCCGCCCGAGGAAGAGCCCACAGACCCCGUGGAGCAGGGCGUGCGCCAUAUUUGGGCCGCCAUGGAGCAGGUUAUGCGCAAGAGCCAGCGCGUGGUCCAGCACAGCGGCCAGGCGAUCUGUAUUGAAGCAAUCUGA